UUUUCUUUGGGGGGGAGGGGUCUUUGUUUUUUUGGUGGAGGGGACAUCUAUGUUUUCUUUCCCGACAUGACUUUUAUGAAAAUGUUUCGUAUAACUUCACGUGUGCUUGUUUAAUGGGGUUUGGGGAUGGGGAUAAGGAAGAGAAUCUGGAACUCAACGUUAUAAAACAAAUGUAAAAAUUAUUUUUAAAUGUAACUGGGGAAAAGCAAAAAUAUUUUAAAAAAUUUUGUUGUCAUGAAAGAAACUACAUUUCCCAGCACAGCCCGAGGCCGGGGAAAAAACUCUCAGGAAGACGGAAAUAGUAGAACGAGGUCUAAGGGCGGAGGGGCGGAAACUAAGAGGAAAAGUUGUGCGCGCGAGCCUGCAGAAGCCGGCCUGCCAACCCUUCGGUCCUCGUGCGCUCCGGACCCCGGUAGCACCCGCGGCUGCCCAGUCUCCGGAGACAUGACUGAAGCUCGAAAGCGGAGGGAGCUGCUCCCGCUCAUCCACCACCAUCUGGUGCAGGCUGGCUACGUGAGGGCGGCGCGGGAGUUGAAACUGCAGAGCGGGCAGAAAACUUUCCCAGAACAAUCAGUGACCCUUCUGGACAUCUAUACCCACUGGCAACAAACUUCAAGAGUUGCUAAGAAACGCAAGGCAGAAGAAGCAGAUGGAGAAAUUCCCUAUAAGGUUAGAGUGUCUGAUCCUACAAGCAGCUCUGAGAGCUCAGAGGAGGAAAAGGAACAAGAGAGAAUGGGGAAAACUGUAAAAACCCUCAGAGUGCUGCACUCCAAUUCUGUAUCUGUGAUAAAGGACACCCAGUGCAAGAAUUCACUGUCACCUAAGGAGAAAGUCAAGACAAAGAAUAAAAAAGGAACCGCGGUGACCUCUGCAUUACACCCUGACCCCCUUGAAGCACAAACCGCCUCUGGAAAGCCAGAUCCAACUGUGUCAGUGCAGUCCCAUUCCAAAAAAUCCCCAGCAGCCCCCAGAAAGCAGGCAACACAGCCUGCGAGCAAUAGCUUGGCCACACACAGUGAGGAAAAGGUCGCUUCCCCUGUUGUUAAGCUGUUUCCCAAACCUGCCACAAUGCCUCUGGACAAGAAGACGGAGAGCAGCAACGAGGACUCCUCAAGUGAUGAGACAGAUAUAGAGAUGGAGAAACCAAUGGGAAUUCCCCAGGGCAACUCUGUACCAGUGAAAGGUGACCCUGCUGCCUUAGCUUCCACCAAGGGAAACCAAGUGAUUAUCCCAUCUCCUAUCAGAGUAGUGGCUAAGGUUCCUACAGCUAAGGAGGAGAGUCCAGAAGAGACUUCUGAGAGCAGUGAUGAAUCUGAGAGUGACGAUGAUGUCCCGUGGCCUCAGAGACAGGCACAAGAAGGGAAAACACCUCAUCUUGGAGCAGUGCCAGCAUGGGAGGGCAAGACCACUCCAACCGCAGGGAAAACGGUCACUCCAUCCUCCAAACCGAAUUUGGGGCUGCCCUCCCAGGUAGCUGAGACCCAGAAGUCAGAGGAGAGUUCAGAGAGCAGCGAGGAGUCAGAAAGUGAAGAGGAGAAUGCAGAACUUAAGAGGCCACAGAUGAGGACUGGGGGAGAAGUUAAAAUUGCCCCAGCCUCUGCUGUCAAAGUAUCCCCAGGGAAAGGAGUGCUUCCUGCUUCUGGUAAGCCAGUGGCUCCCCAGCUCCAGGCCCAAGCCUCAACACCUGGAAGUGCAGAGGCUGGUUCGGAGAGCAGCGAGGACUCGGAGAGCGAUGGAGCCGCCUCAGCCCCACGGGGACAGGAAAUGUCAUCCGUGAAGUCUCCCCAGGCCAGCGCCGCCCCAGUAAAUAGAAUCCCUGCCCCCAGCCUCACUAAGGGACCCCUGAGCAAAGGGACCCUCCAGGCUAAGGCAUCUGAAUCCAGUGUUUCAGAAAACAGUUCUGAUAGUAGCGAGGAUUCUGAGAGUGAAGAGAACAUCAUUGUGCCACAAACACAGGAGAAAUCAUCAGGGAAAGCUCCCCAGGCCAGUGCUACAAAAGUGAAAGGGACCCUUCUUGGUGCUGAAAAACCAGCGUUUUCAUCCCCCCAGGUCAAGAUGGAGCCAUCAGUGGCCCAAGUCAGGACAGGGCCAUCAGCCAUGGCUUGGGAACCUAGAAGUUCAGAGUCUAGUUCUGAGAGUAGUGAGGAGUCUGAGAUUGAAGAGGAGAUCAAAACACCUCAGGGAAAGGAAAAAUCACCAGUGAAAAUUCUCCAAAAUAAUGCCAUAACAAAAAAGGUGGCUUCUGCCCCCAGUCAGGAGCCUCAGGGGAAGGAGGCCUUUUCUAGUCUUGGGAAAUCAGGAACUCGUACUGUUGAGAUUAGGGUGCCAUUGGCUGUAGACUCUUCUGGGUCAGAGACCACUGAGAGCAGCGAGGAGUCAGACGGGGAAGAAGAGACUUCUACACUCCAGGCUCAGGUGAGGCCUUCAGGGAAAACUCCAGUUAAAGCUACCCCUGCCCCGCUCCCCAAGAGCCUUCUAGAGAAGGGGGCUCUUCAACCUUCUGGGAAAAUGGCGACUGCAGCUCCCAGUACCAAGGGGACUUCUCCAGCCAAAGGGAUGAGACCUGGGGGAUCAGAAGACAGUUCUGAGAGCAGUGAUGAGUCAGAAAGCGAAGUGGAAACUCCUACAUCCCAAGGACAGGCAGUAUCAUCAGUGAAAACUCCUCAACUGAAAGCCUCUCCUUCCCCUACCACCAUGAGGCCAUUGGGAAAAGGAGUUCUUCCCACUUCAGGAAAGUUAGUAUCUGCAGCUUCCAAUGGCAAGGGGCCAUCUCCCACCAAGGCCGUGGGGGCUGGGAAGCCAGAGGAGAGUAGUUCUGAGAGCUCUGAUGAGACAGACAGUGAUGUGGAGGUACCUGUGUCUCAAGGACAGACAAAACCAUCAGUGAAAACUCCCCAAAUCAAUACCUCUGCACCGAAAUUGGACACCAUCACCUCCAUCUCUUCUAAGGGCACUCAGGGGAGAGUAUCUACUCCAGCUCCAUGUAAAUCAGGGACUUUGCCCCUUCAGGCCAAAGCAGCAGGACCUGGGAGACUCGAGGACACUUCUGAAAGCAGUGAGGAGUCAGAGAGUGAGGAGGAGAGCCCAACAUCCCGGGGAAAGGCAAAGCCCACCAUGAAAGCUUCCCAAGUCGAUACUCCUCCAGGAAAAGGGGCCCCCGUCAUUCCUCUCUCCUCUCAAGACACUCAGGGGAGAGUAUCUACUCCAGCUCCCUGUAAAUCAGGGACUUUGCCUCUCCAGGCCAAAGCAUCAGGACCUGGGAGACACAAGGACACUUCUGAAAGCAGUGAGGAGUCAGAGAGUGAGGAAGAGAGCCCAGCAUCUCGGGGACAGGCAAAACUGGCAGUGAAAACCCCUCAAGCUGACACCAUCUUAGGCAAAGGGACCUCUGUCUCCCCUAAGGGCACUCAGGGGAAAGCAUCUACUCUGUCCGCCUUGAAAUCAGGGACUGUACCUCUCCAGGCCAAAGGAGAAGUCCAACAAAAGAUAGGUUGGCUUGGGAAACCAGAAAACACUUCAGAGAGCAGUGAGGAUUCAGAGUGUGAAGAGAGCAUCCCAGUAUCUCAGGUCCAGGUAAAACCUGCAGUCAUACUUCCUAUAGGUUUGGAGGGAAAGAAAGGGACUACUGCAUCAUCUCCUAAGAAGUCAGCAGUUCCCUCCCUUCAGGCCAUGAAGGUGGAUUCCAGCAGCUCAGAAGAGAGCUCCAGCAGUAGCGAUGAGGUGGUGAUCCCUCCAACCCAAAGACAGGCAAAACCCACAAUGAAAGCUUCCCAAGUCGAUACCCCUCCAGGAAAAAGGGCCCCUGUCACUCCUCUCUCCACUAAGGACACUCAAGAGAGAAUAUCUACUCCAGCUCUCUGGAAGUCAGGGUCUGUUCCCCUCCAGGCCAAAGCAGCAGGAUCUGGGAGACCCGAGGACACUUCUGAAAGCAGUGAGGAAUCAGAGAGUGAAGAGGAGGUAAAGUCAUCUGCCCAAAUCCCCCAGAGCAAAGCUGCUGAGAAGUCAAUGGCCCCUGUCACCACCGUAGAGGAGACAUCAUCAGAAAGCAGCCAGGAUACAGAAAGUGAAGGAGAAGUCCCAACUCCUCAGGGGCAGAUAAAAACUGCUAUGAAAAGUACCCAGAUCAAUACAGCCUCAGGAAGAGAGAGCAGGAGCAUAUCAGCCUCAGGAAAACCUGUGCCUUCCUCCCAGGCCACAAAAACUGAGCCAAUAAGCCCGGAAGAGCCUUCUGAUAGCAGCGAGGAAUCCGAAAGUGAAGAUGAGGUCAUCUCGGUGCAGAUAAAAACUGUAAUGAAAACUCCUGAGGUUGCUGCAGCCUCAGCAAGAAAGAGCGAGCCCGUACCAGCCCCUAGGAAGUCUGCGAUUCCAUCUCCCCAAACCCAGGUGAGGCCUCCAGCUCAGAGCGCUGAAACCUCAGGGUCAGAGGAAAGCUCCAGCAGCAGUGACGAGUCUGGCAGCGAAUUGGUGAGCUCUGCAUCCCCUGAGCAGGUUUCAUCAGGGAAGAAAACUGAAAAAGCUGGAACUGUCAAGAACAAUGUAGGGAAAGUGUCUACUGCAUUGCCAGACAAGCAAUUGGCUGCACCUGACACUACUAGGAACCAUAAAUCUGAGAGUAACAAUGGAGAACCGCCAACUGCCCAGACCACUUGUGACAAGAACAAAACAACUAAGCAGGACAAGAAAUCCAAGCUUGCUGAGAGGACCCAAGCCACAGCUAACCAAGACAGCAUUUCUGUGACUGCUAGCAAUGGUAUAAAGAGUGAGAAAGAAGACUCAGAUGCAACCAGAGCAAAGCAGGCACAAAGUCUAGGUCUUUCCCCCAAGGGCAAAGCAUCAAUGAGACAGAGAGCCCCAAGGAUUCUAGUGAAGAUGAAAUUAUAGAGCCUUCCCAGCUACAGAAGGCACCUCCUAAGCAAAGACCUGAAGCAGUUACCUCUGCAGGCCCAGCUCAGCCAGCAUCUUCCAAAGAAAGUCCUCAGAAUGACAGCAGUGAUUCUGAGACCGACAGUGAGAUAAGAUCAAUAGAGAAGCCUCCGCAAACGGGAAAAGAACUUAAGAUCUCAGUCUCCAGGCGUCAGAUGAUAAGAAAGGGGUUCAAGCCAGGAGCAGUCAAUUGUAAAACUACUUCACCCAAACAGGGGAACGACUGUCAGAGUCCCAUGCAGACUAUGGCUCCUUCCAGCCUCCCUUCUCUAAUUCAGCACCAGGUCUCAAACGUUAAUGAGAACUCGGAGCUUAACAGUACAUUCGUCAGUUCCAAAGCCACUGGAAUAAUAAUGCUCAGUGACCUGCCACAACUAGAGAAGAAGAAAAAGAACACUGAAUCCCUAAAGCCAGGCAAGGGGAGCAAGAAGUCAAAAUCAAAACGAAAACUGACUGAGGAGGGCCCUGUUGCUAAAGCCCCCAAGAACAAGAAAAAAAAGCUGAUGGGUGAAAUCCAUAAGGAUGGGGAGGUUUUACAAGAAAAAACCCCUGGAGCUCCCCAGGUGGGGAAGAAAGAGAAAGCUAGUAGUGAUACUAAAGAAAAGAAGCCAAAGGGGCUGCAUCACUCCAAGAAAAACAAAGGGAAACCAGAUGGAAAUGUUACAGUCACAGUGGGAGAAAGUAGAGAAAUGCUAGGUACCAAGACCAAAAAAGCGAAGAAGCAUAAAAAGAAAUCUGACAAGA
Molecule: messenger RNA, 5667 nt
Organism: Antechinus flavipes (yellow-footed antechinus)
Lineage: Eukaryota; Metazoa; Chordata; Mammalia; Dasyuromorphia; Dasyuridae
Gene: TCOF1
Product: treacle ribosome biogenesis factor 1
Exons: 27
Coding region: 235-4881 (1548 amino acids)
Molecular function (GO): protein binding
Source: RefSeq, a predicted model, not a curated record